Messenger RNA from Archocentrus centrarchus (flier cichlid), 1486 nucleotides. It is a transcript of the gene nkain1, whose product is annotated as sodium/potassium transporting ATPase interacting 1. The transcript is spliced from 8 exons. The coding region runs from base 697 to 1320 and encodes 207 amino acids. Gene Ontology annotation, biological process: regulation of sodium ion transport. NCBI's taxonomy places the organism in Eukaryota, Metazoa, Chordata, Actinopteri, Cichliformes, Cichlidae. The record is from RefSeq and is a predicted model, not a curated record.
GGUCAGCGCUCUCUCUCUCUCUCUCUCCUCGGUCUGGAUCAUCUCCGGUGGCGGCGGUGGGAGGAGGCGAUAUUAUUCCCACCCACCCUCAGUCUGAACCUCCUCACCCACCGCGGGCCCCCGUUUCCUUUGUGAUCCUUUCAAACCUCCUCGCGGGGCUGCUGCUCCCUCCCUCCCCUGCUCGCGCGCACCAACUCACGCACGCCCGCACGCGGAUCCGCAGGAUUCAAGCAGCUCCUCCUCGAGGGGUAGCGGUGACUGAGAGCCCCCACCCCCCUCGCUCCUCCUGCGCUUGCCCCGACACCGAUUGUUGACAAAAGACGCUGUGAGACGGAGGAAAGGAGCCCGGUACCGCCCCUCUUCGGAAGGUGUGGCCGUGGUGAUUCUGUGGUGGUCGGACCGCAGCAGGCCGGCGUGAACUGGACCCCCUCCUCCUCCUCUUCCUCAUCACCUCGCUCCUUCCUUAAAACCACCCCCGGCUGUUAUUUACCGACAAAAGCAGAGGCCAAGAUGGGUCACCCACUGUAAGUGGAAGAGCCAGACCAGUGCUCCUGGAGGAGGCGGCGGCGGCCUUGGGCACGUCUAUUGAGCCGGGAAUGUUGUGAGCUGAGACGACCAGGCAGUCUGGAUCUGACCGGGGACCCAUCCUUUCCCCGGAGCCUCCGCGGCUCUAAGCCGCGUCCUGAGCCCUCCAAAAUGGGGAAGUGCGACGGGAGGUGCACGCUGCUGGUGAUAUGUUCACUGCAGCUGGUGGCAGCCCUUCAGAGGCAGGUGUUUGAUUUUCUGGGCUACCAGUGGGCUCCAAUUCUGGCCAACUUCCUGCACAUUAUGGCCGUCAUCCUGGGCAUGUUUGGCACUGUGCAGUUUCGCUUCAGAUACCUCAUCUUUUAUGCAGUAUGGCUGGUCAUCUGGGUAGGAUGGAACUCCUUCAUUAUUUGUUUCUACCUGGAGGUUGGAAACCUGUCUCAGGACAGAGACUUUCUCAUGACAUUCAACACAUCCCUCCAUCGUUCGUGGUGGAUGGAGCACGGUCCUGGUUGCCUAGUAACACCAGUAUUAGACUCCCGCAUGGCCCCCGAUGACCACCAUGUCAUCACAGUGUCCGGGUGUCUGCUCGACUACCAGUACAUCGAGGUGUUGAGCUCGGCCAUUCAGAUCCUCUUGGCUCUCUUUGGCUUUGUAUAUGCCUGCUACGUAAGUAAAGUCUUCCAGGAUGACGAGGACAGCUUUGAUUUCAUUGGUGGGUUCGAUUCAUACGGCUACCAGCCUCCUCAGAAGUCCUCUCAUCUGCAACUGCAGCCUCUUUACACGGCUGGUUAACCGUUGGUAGCACCCCCUUCAGGCCAAACCCUGAUGGUGUCACUGUGGAUGGAAAGCUGCGGUCGCCCUGAUUACACUCACUCUGUCACAGUUUACCUGAGGAAUGGACUUAACCCCACACAGAGGGAGAGAUGUGUGUGUGUGUGUGUGUGUGUGUGUGUGUGUG